Molecule: messenger RNA, 1436 nt
Organism: Formica exsecta
Lineage: Eukaryota; Metazoa; Arthropoda; Insecta; Hymenoptera; Formicidae
Gene: dally
Product: division abnormally delayed protein
Exons: 5
Coding region: 51-1280 (409 amino acids)
Biological process (GO): cell migration; positive regulation of canonical Wnt signaling pathway; regulation of protein localization to membrane
Cellular component (GO): extracellular region; cell surface; plasma membrane
Source: RefSeq, a predicted model, not a curated record
UAUAUAUAUAUAUAUCCCUGUUCGUCGUCAUCCGGAGCCAUUUUGCCGAAAUGAAAAUAAUACCGCGAGCCGUCGCGUUCUCCGCGCCUUCGACUCUACUCGCGAUCUUUCUCGUGUGGUGCCACUGUGUAUGCUCGGCGGUGUACGCGAAGUCGUUGCACCACUUGAAGACAACGUCCGUCGACAACAGCACCGAGAUCGUCGCCAAUUGCGAUCUGAUCAGGCCGUUCUUCGAUACCAAGAACAUCACGCUCGUGCCAGCCGCUGAGGAUUUUUCGAACGCGACGUGCCAUGGCAAGUGCUGCAGCAAGGAGAUGGAGGAGCAUUUGAAGCAACAAGCUCGGGCCGACUUCCACAAUCUGAUUCAUCAUCAUAGCAGAAGUCUGCAGGGUCUCCUCGUCACUACCGCCGACGCUUACCGCGAUACGGUGAUUGUUCUGCUGCGAAAGUCGGAGAACAAGACGCUGACCAUGUUCGACCAGGUGUAUCGCUCGAUGGCGGUGCUGAGCAGGCCCUCGAUCCGGGCGCUUUACCAGGCGAUGAUGGACUACGUAUCGCCCGUUAAUACCCCGGACGAUCUACAGCAACCGUUGACGCGGGACACGUUGCAGGAGCGCUUUCGCGAAUUCUUCACGCGUCUCUUCCCCAUCGCCUAUCAUUUUGUCGUCAAUCAGCAUCAGGAUCGUCGGGAUUUCACGGAAAAAUUCAAAUCCUGCUUGUACAAGACAAUGGAUGACAUACAGCCGUUUGGCGACGUGCCCCAAGAUAUAUUCAAGAAGAUCAGCAAGAGUCUGGAGGCUACCAGAGUGUUGAUGCAGGCUCUAAGCCUCGGCAAGACCUUUCUCGACAAGACCGAUAGCGUGCUGUUUGCCGUCGGCAGUAGCAAUAGCCCUCAGCAAGAGGCCUGUUACAAUGCCCUGCUCAGGAUGACCUAUUGUCCAAAGUGCAAAGGAAUCGGAAAGGAUGUGCGGUCCUGCAACGGUUUCUGCAUGAACGUAAUAAGAGGCUGCCUGGCAGAGCCGGCGUACGAACUGGAUCUCGCAUGGUCCGGCUACGUGGAAACAGUCGGGAGGCUCGUCGCGGCGGUGGACAACGAUAACAAUCCUCUGGAACUGAACAUCAAGAAUGCCGUCAGAGAGCUGGACUCCCGCAUUUCGGAUGCCAUUAUGCACGCGAUGGAGGACGGACCGUCGCUCGAGGAGAAGGUAAGUGCGAGAGUAUUUCACACACACACACACACACACACAUAUUCAUAUUCAUAUUCAUAUUCAACAGGCUAGCCCGAUCUGCUCGGCCACCGCGACGGAGAAUGUUAUAAUCUCUCUUCGCGCGAAUCGAAUUUUUCACCCACCCUAGUACGUAUUCGUACUAAAGUGGAUGAAAAAAUAACAUUCCCUUUUUUAUUACGACUUUUAUUUACAACUUAUGCACAAAUU